CAUCGUCCAUGUAGCUCACGAUGAAGUUCGUUGGAAUAAUAUUUUGCGUUUUGCUUUUUUGCUCUAAAAUUGUCGAUUCGAAGCCUCAAUCCGAGGUACAAAUCAGGCAAAGAGCUUUCCAAUCUUCAAACUGGCCUAUAAAUAAAAAUGUUGCAAAUGAAGAAUAUUCUGAUACGGAUUUCGCUCAAACUCAAAAUGGGGACCGCUUGAUAAAUCCGACACUUCAAGAUACAAAUGAAAAUGCCCGCAAUUACUAUCCAAAUCAAGCAAGAUAUGCCAAUGAAUUUAGGUACAACAAAGGACCCAUUCUAUCACAAAGAGGAGAGGUGGUAGGAAAUGAUGAUUCUUCUGAAGAUGGACGUAUUUUGGAAUCUUAUCCUUCAAGGUUUCCUAUUAGAGAACCACAAGUUCACUUGGAUGACCAACAUAAAAUAAAUUGGCAAUCUCCUAAUCAAUACGCCAGGUCUCAGGUUGUUAUAUCUGAAAAUGAAAGACCUUUGGAGACUAUGGAAGAACCAUAUCGUCCAUUACAAUAUGUGAAACCAAAAUAUGUUCCACCUGUAAAUCAACGAUUCCGUCAACCAAACAGGUCAUUUCCGGUUAGAGAACAACACCAAUAUCCAAUAACAAGAAAUACUGAUGAUACACAAUAUGUGGCAAAUCCUGCACCUCAAUAUCCAUUAAGAGGGUCUGUUACUUACGAAAAUUUCAGCCAAGAUCAAGACACACCCCUUGAAACAAGAGCAAGAGUACAAAACACCCAACAAAAAUACUUGCAAAAUCCUGUUAUGAUAUCACAAUCGAGAAUAGCUCAAAAUGCAGCCCGUGAGAAUACUGGUUAUGUUGAAAAUGACAGAUUUAAUGCAGAUAAUAAUGCUGCACCGAUAUCAAACUUCAAUAACAAACCUAGUGAAAUAUCUGUUGUGGGAAAUUACGAUACGGGAGCUAUUAAUCUUACUCCUGUGAACGAAGAAAGAGAAGCUCCUAUUGAAGUAAAUAAAGGUCCACUACAUAGGCCUCAGAUCCAGAGACAUACUGUUAAUUUCAGGCCAAACUCCCAAUCUCACUGGAGUAAUGUUGCACGUCAUCAAGCAUACAACGUCGCACCUGCCCCAACUAAUUAUGAAACAGAUUUUGAUUUGAAUAAUUCUGGUCCUAUUAAUGGUAAUUCUGAGUCUCCUUCCGUUUCUAUAAUCCAACGUCCGGUAAGUUCUGAAAAUGAAGGUGAACCCAGAAGACCGAAUACUGAUAAUGUGCAUCCAGAUAUAAAUUUGUAUCGGCAGUUGACUUCAGGAGUACAAAAAUAUGAUUUUAAUAAAAUUGUGAGUAACCCUCAAGUGAAAAAUAUUUUAGCCGCUAAUAAAAAACGUUUCAUAGUUUUUCACCCAAAUGGAACUAUUGAAAAUUUGGAUAAUCUUGAUUUAGAAUCACAGCCAAGUUCUAAGUUCCAUUUUGUACACACAAAUCCGAAAAAUGUCGAUUCUGUUGUAACAAAAACUGAAGAAAUUAACGAAACUCCAGUUCCACCACGUGCCCCAGCAACUAUCGACAAAUUACCUGUACACGAGUACAGAGAACCUGCUGAUCUAAAUCCAAAAGUUAUUGACACCGACACUAAACCUUUACCUUUGUAUGCAUCUGUACCAGUUGAAGAAACUAAUUUAAAGGCCUAUGCCCCUCUACGAGCUGAUGAGAGUCAUUCAGCACCACCACUACCACCACCAUCACCUCGAUUUGUAGCUGUACCAGAAGAUGAUAAAUUAAAGAUAUCGCAUAUACCUGAAUCUGCGAACGAUGAAGAAACUUCAAAACCUGUUCCUCCUAAUGAAACUCAACCAUUUAAUGAUAAUGCCAAACCCCAAUCCGAAGAACCAGCUCAACCAAUAAAUCAAAAUCAGUUCGUACACCCGUACCGUCCAUUACCUCCUUACGCAAGAAGACCAAUAUUAAGGCCUCCAUACAAACCUCUGCCACCAUAUGCAAGAAAUAAGUUGCAGCCACUCAUCCCACAACGUGACCAAUCAGUAAAUGAUGAAAAAUUAAACCCUGUAGUUGAAAAUGAUGAGCAGCCACGUGAAAACCUUUCAGAAGUGGAAAAAGAUAGUACUAUGCCAUUGAACCCCAAGCCGAUAAAUUCGGUAGAAAAUCCACAAACUCCAGAUAUUGAAACCGAGCCACAGCCAGAUGGUGAUAAUCCAGCGGGUAAUGAGAGACCAAACCUUUCAAAGCCACAAGAAAAGGUGGUAGCAUAUGAUGGAGAUUUUCAACCAUUAGAAGAUGAUUCAAUAUCUACGACUCCAAGUGAUGAUAUCAGUUCUACAACAUUAUCACCUAAUGUGCCUGAAAAUAACUUACCCAAAAAAAGAAUAAAUUUGACUCAUAGGCACCCUACGAAAAGUACACCGGCUACUACAACAUCCAAUCCGGACAAAAACCAAGAAGACGAAAUAAUAACAAUAUCACCAAUUGAGUUAAUUACUGAAAAUGUCAGUGACGUUCCACCAACUACGCCCAGUCCAGUUAAGCAACUUGAUCCAGAAGAUAGCAAGAAAGAUAAUGAGCAAACUUCUACAACUUCAAUCCCCACCAAAGAUGAUAAAGAAAAAACAACUACAGAGUCGCCAAUCAGUACAACUGUGCCUUCUGAUAACGUAGAUGACGAUGAAGCCGAAACUAAUCAACCUACUACAGAUGCAGAUACCCCCGGUGAAGAUGCAAAAAUAGUGGUUAGUGUCGAUUCAGACGACGAUGACGAAGAUGAGCCUCAAGUUUUUAAAACUAACUGUAAAACCAUACAAGCCUAUAGCGAUGACGAAGAUGACGGCGAGGUCAAAAUUGAUCUACCUAAAGGUAAAGGUAAAGGAGAUUCAGCUAUGUGGGUGAAAACUACUAAUCAAGAUUUUAUCGACAUAUUGACCGGUAAUGGUGACAACGAUAUGGACAUGAUAUACGUGUUCAACAUUGACUACCGACCCAUCAUAGAAAGAGAGAAGCACACACAGAUGUUCUCUAAUGGAACCGUUGUUGUAACCACAAAGGAAAUCACAUAUUCAGGCAAAAAUGAUUCUAAACCCAAGAUUGUGACAUCGACUAAAACCAUGCAAAUUGAAGAUUAUGAUUCAGAUGAAGAUUAGUUUCGGAAAUCUUAAUUUGAAUAAUAGCAUAGCUUAUUUUGUAAUAUUUUUUUUUGUUUACAUUGUGACCUUAAUAAACUAUAGAGUUUG
Messenger RNA from Spodoptera exigua (beet armyworm), 3224 nucleotides. The record is from the annotation of a GenBank genome assembly. NCBI's taxonomy places the organism in Eukaryota, Metazoa, Arthropoda, Insecta, Lepidoptera, Noctuidae.